Capsella rubella is the source of this 1693-nucleotide messenger RNA. Its product is annotated as UDP-glycosyltransferase 84A4. Lineage: Eukaryota; Viridiplantae; Streptophyta; Magnoliopsida; Brassicales; Brassicaceae. The transcript has a single exon. The coding region runs from base 143 to 1573 and encodes 476 amino acids. Gene Ontology annotation, molecular function: UDP-glycosyltransferase activity. The record is from RefSeq and is a predicted model, not a curated record.
UGCUUCUAUCAAAAAUGUUAAAAAAAAAAAAAAAGUGUACAUUCUGGCCACUAGUUUUGCUAGUUUCUGUGGAAAUUUGUUCACAUAAAUUGGAGAGUGUAACGAAAACAAAACCAGUUUCCUUUAUAGAAAAUAGAAUCCAAUGGAACCGUCUAUAGCUAGUCUUACUCAUGUGAUGCUCGUGUCUUUCCCAGGCCAAGGUCACAUAAACCCUCUUCUGCGUCUGGGAAAGCUCAUUGCUUCCAAAGGCUUACUCGUUACCUUUGUCACUACGGAGGAGCCAUUGGGCAAGAAGAUGCGUCAAGCCAACAAGAUUCAAGACGGUGUUCUUAAACCAGUCGGCCUAGGUUUCCUCCGGUUUGAGUUCUUUAACGUUGGGUGUGUAUACAAAGAAGACAGUGAUUUGCUCCUGAAUUGGCUUGAAGUUUCCGGGAAACGAGAGAUCAAGAAUCUGGUAAAGAAGUAUGAGAAGCAACCAGUAAGGUGUCUCAUAAAUAACGUUUUUAUCCCAUGGGUUUGUGACGUAGCCGAGGAGCUUCAUAUCCCUUCUGCUGUCCUAUGGGUCCAGUCUUGUGCUUGUCUCGCCGCUUAUUACUAUUACAACCAUCAGUUAGUUAAGUUUCCGACCAAAACCGAGCCGGAGAUAACCAUUGAAGUCCCUUUCAAGCCAUUAGCGUUGAAGCAUGACGAGAUCCCUAGCUUUCUCCACCCUUCAUCUAUGCAUUCCAUUUUCGGUGGUAUCAUUUUAGAACAGAUCAAGCGACUUCACAAGCCUUUCUCUGUUCUCAUCGACACUUUUCAAGAACUGGAAAGAGAUACUAUUGACCACAUGUCAAAGCUCUGCCCUCAAGUCAUCAUCAACCCCAUCGGUCCACUCUUCAUGAUGGCCAAAACCACAAACUCUGACAUUAAGGGAGACAUCUCCGAGCCAGCCAGUGACUGCAUAGAGUGGCUUGACUCGAGAGAACCAUCCUCCGUUGUUUACAUCUCCUUUGGGACUGUGGCUUACUUGAAGCAAGAGCAAAUCGAGGAGAUUGCUCACGGUAUUCUAAACUCCGGGUUGUCCUGCUUAUGGGUUGUGCGGCCUCCUUUAGAAGGUGUUUCCCAAGAGCCACAAGUUCUGCCUCGAGAGCUUGAAGAGAAGGGGAAGAUCGUGGAAUGGUGUCCACAAGAGAAAGUCUUAGCUCAUCCUGCGGUUGCUUGUUUCUUAAGUCAUUGCGGAUGGAACUCAACCAUGGAGGCUUUAACUUCAGGAGUUCCGGUUAUUUGCUUCCCGCAGUGGGGUGAUCAGGUGACAAAUGCAGUGUACAUUAUUGAUGUUUUCAAGACAGGAGUGAGACUCAGCCGAGGAGAGGCUGAGGAGAGGAUUGUUCCAAGGGAAGAGGUGGCUGAGAGACUGCUUGAGGCCACAGUUGGAGAGAAGACGGUAGAGCUGAGAGAAAACGCUCGGAGGUGGAAGGAGGACGCUGAGUCUGCUGUGACAAACGGUGGAUCUUCCCAGAGGAACUUUCAAGAAUUUGUUGACAAGUUGCUUUCUUUAAAUACAGCGAAAAACACUAAUAAUGCCACGUAAGUCGUAAUUAUCAUACGAUGCAUGUUAUUUAUUAUAGUAAUCUUUUGUAUUCUUUAUCUAAGAACAAGUUGUUUACGACGUACAAUCCCAAUGAUCAAUGAUCCAUGCAAGAUUUUAUCA